Apodemus sylvaticus (European woodmouse) is the source of this 721-nucleotide messenger RNA. It is a transcript of the gene Gng2, whose product is annotated as G protein subunit gamma 2. Lineage: Eukaryota; Metazoa; Chordata; Mammalia; Rodentia; Muridae. The record is from RefSeq and is a predicted model, not a curated record. The coding region runs from base 166 to 381 and encodes 71 amino acids. Gene Ontology annotation, cellular component: heterotrimeric G-protein complex. The transcript has 5 exons. Gene Ontology annotation, biological process: G protein-coupled receptor signaling pathway. Gene Ontology annotation, molecular function: G-protein beta-subunit binding.
CUGGGUGGGGACUCAGGCGUGGGCUUCAGGGGCAGACAGACACUAACGUCUCUCGGGGAAGCUGCUCUCCAACCAAGCCUCCGGAGCCAAGCAAGUCAGAUCUGCCAGGGAGCCUCAGGCCUUGAACAUUGACCAGAGUGUCUGAAGACCCCAUCUGACUCUCCAAUGGCCAGCAACAACACCGCCAGCAUAGCACAAGCCAGGAAGCUGGUAGAACAGCUGAAGAUGGAAGCCAACAUCGACAGGAUAAAGGUGUCCAAGGCAGCUGCAGACCUGAUGGCCUACUGCGAGGCACAUGCCAAGGAAGAUCCCCUGCUGACCCCAGUGCCGGCCUCAGAAAACCCCUUUCGGGAGAAGAAGUUCUUCUGUGCCAUCCUUUAAGUCUCUGAGAAGAGGCUGAAGAGCGUCAGGGCUCCCGGGACAUAAAUGUAGAGUUCCUAGCAAAGUGGGCACCUUUCUCGUCCACAGCAUAUAAAGAGAAGAAAGAGAACCAUCCUGGACAGUCUGGGCUGUGCAUGUUUAAAGAACUGUCCCCUUAUGAGAAUGAAAGCUGAUUCCAUGUCCCAACUUUAGAGAUCUGACCCUGCAGACCGGCCUGGAGGAGGGGAAUGUAUAAAAAAAUGAGAUUGGUGUCACUUCUUUUUGCUGUCCCUCUAAGACCUUACAUUUCUGCUUCAUAUUUAUAAACAAAAUAAACAUUAAAGCCGGUGUCCUGAGAUGA